AGAGGACGCAGUGUCAUCUAUUCACAUAAUGUGGAUUUCAACAUGCAGGUAAACACCUUGUUCUGUAUCUCACCUGUCAAACGCCCAAUACUCCGCAUUGCUGUCGCUUGUGUGCUCGAGAGAGUGCGUGGUAAUGUAACACGAUGCACCAAAGUAGGAAGUACUCGCCGAUGGCUCUGGAUUUCGUUAAUAAAUCAGCACUGACACAGAGGACGACGACGGUGGACUAUAGUCGAGGGGAAUUGUUCAACCCGCCCAGGGUGCACCAUUCGAAAGUCAAUGGAGUCAGAGCCGUCCGGAGGCAUAUCUCUCCUCCAAGUCGCAGUCUGGUGGGCAUCAAGGCAGUCUGGAGCGAGAGAAGAGCAGGCUCGUUACCAAACCUUGUAGAGAGAAGACCGGAGCCGGUGAAGGUGAUGAACCCCGCCGAGGCCGAGAACGGCUGCCCUGGCCGCGGCAGUAGGAAAAGGGGAUUCAAGCCCCCGGAUGUGAGGACCAUAUUCUCCCCCAGUGAGAGAAACCCCCGGGCGAGGGAGGAGAGGGGGGAUAGACACACUUUCUACCUAGGUCUUUCGGGCGCAUGGUGCGACGUGUGCUGCGAGUACAUCCUCCGCUUCUCCCUGAUGUGUUCAGGGUGUAAGUAUACUUGUCACCCAGAGUGUCGAGAACGAGUGUCGUUGGACUGUCACCCCGGUGGUCCUGGGACCGUUGACACCCCCCUCAGCCAGGACCACCUCAACGACGAGACACAGCCCACUGAUGUGGCACAGGAAAGGGAGUUACGGACUCAUCUCAGCAGAGAGGAGAUCAGACAGAAGGUCGAGCUGUACAACAACUCCUCCAAGGACCACCUCAAAAUGACCCUGAACCCCAGUGGUGUGUAUACAGGGUUCAUCAAGGUGCAGUUGGAGCUGAGGAGACCAAUCACUGUACGAGGAGGUGGGGGAGGAGAGGAGGCCUUCUACCUCCCCCAGGGGGCGACUAACACUCUUCACAUCAGCUCCAACAACACCAUACGACAGGUGAUCCAGGCCCUGUUGACCAAGUUCACCGUAGCUGACAACCCUGCUAAAUAUGCCCUGUACAAACGCUGCCGCAGGGAGGAGCAAGUGUACAUGUGUAAGCUGUCGGAGGGAGAGCAUCCGUUGUUCCUGCGUCUGCUAGCAGGUCCCAACACAGACACACUAGGCUUCGUCCUGAGAGAACAGCAGACUGGCGAGGUCAUGUGGGAAGCGUUCUCCAUCCCAGAGUUGAGUAACUUCCUGAGGAUGCUGGAGAAGGAGGAGACAGAGCGGGUGUGUUCCGUGAUGCGUCGCUACGACAACUACAGACUCAAACUGCAGGAGGCCAUGAGCGCAGCAGGGGGGCCGGGGUAACUACUGCCCCUGGAGGAGAGGAGGAGAGAGGGCUGGGAACCAAAAGCCAGUCUGGGGGACACUGAGGGGGAAACUGGAGAGAGACAGACAGCUGGAAUUAACUCCAGAUUGUACCAGUGGACCCUGUGUGCAAUACACUGGAUGGACAAUAGAGGGCAGCAGAGGGCAGUGGUUCCACUGCAGUCAGCCUGGACUUCAUUCAGGAGCACUCAAGUGACUAGCUCCAUGUCUUUACUGAGUAGGCCUACACCCUGUGUGCCAUGUUCACUCUUUUGUUCACUCUCUUCCCAUCCUUCUGGUUAGUGCAUUCUCUCGUUGUGUUUUUAUUAUUUUAGGAUGACCUUUUUGAACGUGAAUGAUUCAAACCCCAAAAUAAUUGAUUCAAUUUAUUUGUACUUUCUAUUUAAUUGGAUGCGUUGGUUUGUACAUAUUGUUGUUUUAAUUUAUGUGGGUGACGCUUUGUUCUGUUUCUUUGCUGAAAUCCUUCCCCUACAGGGACCUAGUGAGCUCAUUUAUUUCUCUCACAGGGGCGCACAGAAAACACAUUGGCAACAAAGGCUAGACUGGUUUAUGGAAUUGACUCUGUAUUAAAGGUAACUGAGAGAUGGAGAAGAUGAGUGAUUGUGUUUAAACUGAGGGUUGUGAUGCUCUUGAAAGGAGAAGAACAUUUGGUGUAGAGUCUGAGAGUCACAAGCUGUUUGGGGUUUAGAGGUCAGAAUGGGAGUGUUACAGCUUGUGACCAGACGGACAGGUAGUGGAGUUUGAUCUGACCUCUGGACAUGCCGUGAGAAUGGAAAGAUUUUAGGAAGUUGACUAAUGGUUUUAGAGGAGGUAGAGAAGAAACGUAGAAAGCUGUGUAAGGAAAAACAUGAGAAAUUAAAUGGAUGUGACAAACUUGGGUUUUUGGAGUUCCGUGUUAAGAGAUUGUUGAUGCCGAGAAAGUUCAGGGCCUAGUUUAAACCAUCUCUAGUUUAAACCAUCUCAUCUCUGGAGCCAGUGCCAGGCCUGUGGCCACAGAUAACAUGUUUAGGAAUAGCAGCGAAUGACAAUGGCUAUAUUGUUCCUGUUCCUCUGGUAUUCAUUUAACAUGACUACGUCUGUCCUAAUCUGCUGUAGGGCUGGUAAGAUAAAUGCUUUAAAUCAGCCUUUCAUUGCACCAGCGUGGGAACUCUGAACCCUGAAGCAAAGCUGCAUGUGACAUGCUCUGCAUGGAUGUGCUAACAGACCAAAGAAACUAGUCUGUAAUCGUGGAGGUGAAGUCACAUGACCAUGUGUUCAUCAGUCUCCUAGACUAGGAGAGAGAGGCUAGAACUUGUUACUCUGAGAAGUUCUCACAUUUUGCCUCCCUCUCUCUCUCUCAGUACUGUAUGUACAUCUCUACCAGGGUUGUAUUUAUCUUCUGGCAGUCAUGGGGGGGUCAUUUUAACCGAGACUGUCCAUCUAUUGCAAAGUACAAUCAUUUCAAUGGACAGAGCAACAAGUGAGUGCAUUUUGGGCCAUCAACCCUCAGCACCUUAUCAAAACACACUGACUAAAUGCAAGAAUAUAUGUUGAAUUGGCAUGUUUAAAAGCCUUGUUGUUUAUCAGUACUAUAUGAUGAUUUUCUGAUGGUACUGCAUUAUUUGCCAUGUUUAUCACUAUAGAAGAGUAGUGGUGUGGUUAUAUAGCCCCACCUUAUGGAUAUAUGCUGUAACUGUCCUCUCCGUCUUCACCUGCAUCAAACUGUUUAUCUAAAGCCUGUUGGUGAUAUGAUGUGGUGUUGCUUUCUCUUUUUCUGUUCUAUAACUGAAGAUAUUCUAAAAUGUUUAGAUUUAUUUUAGGUUUUGCCUGGUGCAAGCUCUUAGAGGCCUCGUAAAAAUUGAGGGAAAAUGUUAUUGCUAGAGUUUAUAAGGGGUUACACACCCUGAACUUAAUUUGUUUAAUCACUGUGUUAAUGAAGUUAGAUAUGGUAAAAUAAUCUAUCAUAUUUUAGAUCCUAAAGCCAUUAUUUUCUUUGUAAGCCCUGCUAAAUGGUGUUGCAAAGCACAGUGUUACAUUGACAGAUACCACUGGCCCUGUGUUAGCUAGUUAGAGGUCUGCAUAUCUCAGCAUCAGGGCUUUGAACCAGACCAGUUCAUAUCUAUCUCCAGCGCUCCUAUCGGACCAGUUUACUGUCUACUGAAGCUUCUGGGCACUUUACCUUUUAAUUCAGGGAUUUUUCUUUUCUCCAUUUACCAGAUGCCGAUCUUCCACUAUUCUAAUUCUAGACAAUGUUUCAUAAUUAGGCCUUUCUUAUUGAAAUACAAGUGGCUUUUAUGAAAGAUGUUAGGUGUUUCUAAAACUUGAUAUUUAUACAAGCUCCUGUAUGAUUUGUUAGACUGUGAAAGUUGGUUUAUCUUCAAUUUGUAUCAUGUUAUGGGCGGUGCUGUCUGGUUGGCUUUCACGUCUGUAGGAAUGACUGCUAAGGUAACCCAUAUAAAUAUACUGUAAUGCAUGCAUUAUCUACUCUAAUGCAUAUAGGCCUACUAUGUGGCUUCCAUGGAACCGUAGGCCAGUACUGUUGAACUUGGAAAUGUAUGAACAAUUUAUAUAGAUAUUCGUAAACUAGAUAGAUACAUAACUCUAUUUGCCAAAGAUUGCCCCCCCUGUCUCUUAAGCUAUGCUCUUGUAAUGUUCUAUGCUGCAGUGCUAUAUGCAGAGACUAAGAUCUAUACCUGGAAUGAUUAUGCUGACAGUGUUAGUUAUGGUUUAGUACCAGGAUGUGGAUGAACACAGCAGCUGUGGGCACAGCUUGUAGGAGACAGGAUGCAACUAACAUGUUAUAAUGAAAAAGACUUUGCUAUAUUCUAUUUAUAUUAUUGAUGAUGCAGGUUUAUUUUUGUAGGUAACUGUUUAUUUUUGGAUUGUUACCAAAUGUGGCCUUUACUUCUCUAAAGGACUGAAUUCAUCUAUUAAAGUUUCAAUUGUAAAAAAAAAAAAAAAAAAGAGUAUUGGUGAAUCCACUGGUCUGGCCACUGAAUCGAACAUGCAGAACUAUAAUGACGAGACCUGACUGCACUCCUAUAGGCAGCGCCUAAAGGGGUAAGCAGCAGUUGCUACAUAAGAUGAAGUAUUCGUCCACGAUCCAGUACACAUAGCCGUACUUGGGGUAGUUCAUUCAGGUGUUGCAGUAGAACAAGGGCUGUGCAGCAUAGCAGGAGCAUCUGCAGCAAUAGGUCGACAAGACAGCGGUCGCCCAGGUAUAUGUCAUCUGCUCAUAGAUCUCAGGUUUCUACACCAACAUUUCUUUGCCUGUGUACCCGGGAUCUCAAUCUUCAGAGGGUCUCUGGUGUGACCUUCUUCCUGUGGACUUCGGAGGCUGUGCCAGUGUCAAGCGGGCUCUUCAUCAUCCCGCAUAUCUUUGCAUUCAGGUCCUUGGUGUAGGUGGCUGUGACCUCCAGAGCUCAAACCUUACAGGUCCUGCUCUCCUUUCUCUGAGGCCGAAUAGCAUCUCGUUAAUGUUAUUGGGAGGGCUCUCUAGGGACUGGGCAGGGUCCGGCCAGACCAUCUCAUCAAUUGUAUGCAUUUAAUCACUUUCAAAUUCAUUUACGGAGCUAUGGAUGUUAUAACAGACAAUCCAUGAUUAUACAUUUGUUUACAUUGACCUUGUUUACAAACAUUGGAGUAAAGCAAGUUUAUAUUUGGGGUUCUUACAGGACAGUUAAACCACCACUUAUCAACUUAAUUUGUAUUAUUUCCAGCACAAUACCAGUGUUAAUAUGUGAAACAGGGCAUUUCUAUGUUUUGUUGAAAAAGUGAUUUUCAAAUGGUGAGAUUUGCGGUGACGGGGAGCAUGAAAAUACCCUCCCUUGGGCUAGAAACUCUUUGCAGGUUUUGAAAAUCAGUUUUUUACUUUUAAUCCUACCCUGUGAUAUCACAUAUCUUUUAUUUUAUGGAUAAUAGAAGCACACAGUUUACACAUACAGUAUGUAGACACUGGUUUGGUGCCACAGAUGAUGAAUAUGAGGUUAACAAAAGGCGGAAUUGCCCUUUUAAACUAAGCUCAUGAAGCAUUUAUAGGUUACAUUCUUCAAGAAUCAAUGGGUAUAUAUCAUUCAUAAAUCCAAAAAUGGAUGUAGACCGAAAUUGUUGCUUUUGUGUAAAAUUGUUCAAAGGUGUUACUGACUUACAGUUCAUAUUAGGAAAUCAGUCAAUUAAAAAUAAGUCAUUGGGCCCUAAUCUAUGGAUUACAUAUGACUGGCAACACAGAUAUGCAUCUGUUGGUCACAUACCUUAAAAAAAAAAAUGGUAGGGGAGUGGAUCAGAAACCAGUCAGUAUCCGGUGUGACCACCAUUUGCCUCAUGCAUUGCGACACAUCCCCUUCGCAUAGAGUUGAUCAGGCUGUUGAUUGUGGCCCGUGGAAUGCUUUCCCUCAACACUUCAAUGGCUCUGCGAAGUUGCUGGAUAUUGGCGGGAACUGGAACACGUCGAUCCAGAGCAUCCCAAACAUGCUUAAUGGGUGACAUGUCUGAGUAUGCAGGCCAUGGAAAUGUAUACAGAUCCUUACGACAAUGGGCCUCAGGAUCUUGUCAAGGUAUUUCAAAUGACCAUUGAUGAAAUGCAAUUGUGCUCAUUGUCCGUAGUUUAUGCCUGGCCAUACCAUAAUCCCACCGCAACCGUGGGACACUGUUCACAGCUUUGACAUUGGCAAGCUGCUCGCCCACACGACGCCAUACAGGUGGUCUGUGGUUGUGAGGCUGGACGUCCUGCCAAAUUCUCUAAAACGAUGUUGGAGGCGGUUUAUGAUAGAGAAUUGAACAUUCAAUUGUCUGGCAACAGCUCUGGUGGAUAUUUCUGCAGUCAGCAUGCCAAUUGUCCGCUCCCUCAGCUUGAGACAUCUGCGGCGUUGUGUAAUGAAACCACGCAUUUUAGUUGCCUUUUAUGGUCCCCAGCACAAGAUGUACUACCUGUGUAAUGAUCAUGCUGUUUAAUCAGCUUCUUGAAAUGCCACACCUGUCAGAUGAAUGGAUUAUCUUUUCAAAAGAGAAAUGCUCACUAACAUAUGGAACAUUUCUGGGAUCUUUUAUUUCAGCUCAUUAAACAUGGGACCAAAACUUUACAUUUUUGUUGAGUGUGUAUGUAUAUAACAUUUAGCAGACACUUUCACCCAUAGCAACUUAGUCAUGUGUGCAUAACAUGUUUAAGUAUGGUGGUCCUGGGAAUUGAACUCACUAUCCCGGCGUAACAAGCGCCAUGCAUUACCCACUGAGCUACAGAGGAUCUUCAUGAUGUCCAUAAUCAGGGCAUGAAAAGAACAUAUCCAUCAAGGCACCCCCAAAACAAAUCGCAGUAUUACAUUUUGACUGCUAUGAGGUUGCAGGUCCAUAAGUCCAUGCCUUGUAUAUGCAGGCACAUGCACAGAUCGAGGUCUGGGUACCUGAGCACCUGCCCUUCUGAAAAGUGCCCUUUCAGAUUGGUGCUGUUUUUUUCUUCAGUUUUAGGGCUUUAUUCAAUCUGUAUCACUGAAGAGUUAUAGAAUGUGUGAUAGACUGGUAAAAGAUCUUUAUAGUUCUAUAUUCCCUUUUUGUUAUAGAAUUGCUUCCAACACUCUUCUCAGCAAACUGGAUGCAGUUUAUCACAGUGCCAUCCGUUUUGUCACUAAAGCACCUUAUACUACCCACCACUGCGACUUGUAUGCUCUACUCGGCUGGCCCUCGCUACAUAUUCGUCGCCAGACCCACUGGCUCCAGGUCAUCUACAAGGCCAUGCUAGGCAAAGCUCCGCCUUAUCUCAGCUCACUGGUCACGAUGGCAACACCCAUCCGUAGCACGCGCUCCAGCAGGUGUAUCUCAUUGAUCAUCCCUAAAGCCAACACCACAUUCGGCCGCCUUUCGUUCCAGUACUCUGCUGCCUGUGACUGGAACGAAUUGCAAAAAUCGCUGAAGUUGGAGAAUUUUAUCUCCCUCACCAACUUUAAACAUCAACUAUCUGAGCAGCUAACCGAUCGCUGCAGCUGUACAUAAUCUAUUGGUAAAUAGCCCACCCAUUUUUACCUACCUCAUCCCCACAGUUUUUAUUUAUUUACUUUUCUGCUCUUUUGCACACCAAUAUCUCUACCUGUACAUGAUCAUCUGAUCAUUUAUCACUCCAGUGUUAAUCUGCAAUAUUGUAAUUAUUCGCCUACCUCCUCAUGCCUUUUGCACACAUUGUAUAUAGACUCCCCUUUUUUUCUCUACUGUGUUAUUGACUUGUUAAUUGUUUACUCCAUGUGUAACUCUGUGUUGUCUGUUCACACUGCUAUGCUUUAUCUUGGCCAGGUCGCAGUUGCAAAUGAGAACCUGUUCUCAACUAGCCUACCUGGUUAAAUAAAGGUGAAAUAAAAAAUGUUGUUUUAAAAGUA
Oncorhynchus nerka (sockeye salmon) is the source of this 7732-nucleotide messenger RNA. RefSeq names its product ras association domain-containing protein 5-like. The record is from RefSeq and is a predicted model, not a curated record. Gene Ontology annotation, biological process: signal transduction. Bases 144 to 1373 code for a protein of 409 amino acids. The transcript is spliced from 7 exons. Gene Ontology annotation, cellular component: cytoplasm. NCBI's taxonomy places the organism in Eukaryota, Metazoa, Chordata, Actinopteri, Salmoniformes, Salmonidae.